Molecule: messenger RNA, 1938 nt
Organism: Rangifer tarandus platyrhynchus (Svalbard reindeer)
Lineage: Eukaryota; Metazoa; Chordata; Mammalia; Artiodactyla; Cervidae
Source: the annotation of a GenBank genome assembly
AUGGAGCCUCCACGGGGCCCGAGGAAGCCUCUGUCCUGGAGGAGAGCCAAGUCUCUGGACAGGCUACAGAACGCCCAGAAGGAUUCAGAGUCGUGGGACUGCCAGGGCCCUUCCCCGCCCACUGGCCCCUUCAGGGAAGGUCUUUGUCGGGCGGCCAGUGAUGGGACCAGAUGUCUCAAGAGUCCAGUUCAGUCUGCGGAGGUUCAGGACACCACGGCUGCUGCCCCCAGCCCAGAGGAGACCAAGGACCUUCUCAGCGAGCAGAGGCCUCUGCAGGAUGCCAAGAAGGACAAGGCCCAGUGGCAGGCCCCGCAGGGGUGGCUGAGGUUUGUGGUGAACUUAUUCUUCAGGACAGGCCCUGAGGAGCCCAAGGAAAAGACCAACAAGAAGGCAAAGGGGAAGGAGGGGUCCCCCGAGCCCGCAGAAACCCCCGAGAGCCCGGGCGAGCCAGCUCCCAGGAAGAAGCCCCACAGCAAGAAGGCCAGCCGCAAGAAACACAGUCAAAGGAAACACGGCGCGGAGGAGGCCAAAGGGGCCCGAGAUCAGGAGGCCGAAGGCCAAGAGGCCAAGGCGGCUGAGGCCUCACGUGGUGAGGGGGCUGACCUGGGCCCAGGAGCCAGGGGUGGAGAAGACUCUGAUCUCCACCAGUUCUUGCUCCCUGAAGGUGGGGGUACUGGAGUCUGGAAAGUUUCUUUCCAAGCCAUAGGUCAUCAGCAGGAAGAGCAGCUCAGAAAGCUCGAUAUUGCUAAGAUAGUGCAGCUGCUCCAAAAAGUGGGCGACCAGUGGGAGGAAGAGCAGCAUCAAGCCCUUCAUCCUGUGGUGACCCGACGAAACGCAGGACCGGCUGUCAAGAAGAAAUCCCAAGAGAAAAUGUCUAGCCUCAAGAGAGCCUUUUCUUUUAAGAAAUACGGCUCCGAGGAACCCAAGAGAGCAGGGACCGCCCCUGUUUCCAGCCCAGAGUCCCGGCCGCCCAGAAGGCCCAACUUUCUGCCCCUGUGUGUGGGCGGCCAUCGGCCCUCCAGCUCCAGCCUCCCCGGUGUGGAAGAACCUGAAGUCCAAGAGGCUCCACCUACAGAUGGAGGAGAGCCAAGUCCCUUUGAGCUUUGCACCCCAGCAGAAAGUGGGGGAGCCGACGAGGACCUGCAGCAGGACAGAGCCGCAGAGUUCAAAGAAUUCAUCCAGAAGAUCAUUGCCCUACUCCAAGAUGCAGAAGAGCAGUGCGGAGACAAGCAACUUCAAGUCCAGGAGCCAGAGGUGGCUGUAGAAAACUUGGCCCCAGCCUGCAGGAAGAAAAGCCAAGAGAGAAAGUCCAACUUCAGAAAAGCCUUCUAUAAAAAACACAGCUCCAAAGACCCCAAGAGGGUGGGGGCUGCAGGUGCUGCCAGCCCAGACUCCCGGCCACCCAGGAAGCCCAGCUUUCUGCCCCUGUGCGUCGGUGGCCAUUGGCCCUCUGUCUCCAUCAACUCUGAUCUGGAGGAUCUCGAAUUCCAGGGGUCCCCAUCCACAGAAGGGGAGCCAGUUGGAGCCCCAGAAGCACCCUCCCAGGCCAGAAGCCACAAGCCAGAAGGGGGACCUCAGCUGGACGGAGCGAAUGAAUCCAAGGAGCUGAUCAUCCAAGAGCUGGUGGCCCUUCUCCAAAAAGUGGAUGGCCAGUUGGGAGAGCAGAUCAAGCGACACCCCAGUUUUAAGAAAUUUUUCUACAAGCCCUCAGUCUCUUCCCUCAGAAAGCUGGCAGCCACGCUGCGCAGCCAAGCGGCCCACGCCACCGAGCCCCAGAAAACCUACCCAUUCGUCUUUGGCUUGGGAAACCAAUGUGCUGGCAACAAUUACCACACCGUCCUCACAGGCCUACACUACAGGACACCCAGUUAUGGCCAGUUCCCGUUCGAGGAGGCCCAGCAGAACAUCACAAGUUCUCAGAUCCAGAGUCCAGAUUGA